Peronospora matthiolae is the source of this 1029-nucleotide messenger RNA. The record is from the annotation of a GenBank genome assembly. NCBI's taxonomy places the organism in Eukaryota, Oomycota, Peronosporomycetes, Peronosporales, Peronosporaceae.
AUGGCGUCGACUCACUCGCGAUCCAACAAUCAAACCCCGUCACCUGGUGACGACGCGUCUUUUGGCUGGCAGUUAUUCCACGAUCGACAGCGUAAUUUGAUUUAUUACUUGCACACGUACACGGGGGAAGUGCGAUGGCCACGACCGGAGACCGUGGGCUUUGUCAUGCACGGGCUCAAGCCUCUUCCUGCAGCUGCUACUAUGGACACGGAAGCUGGAGACAAAAUGGACAAAACGGACACUAGCAGCUUAGUGAAUCCAGAUAUUUGGAGCCCAUACUACCCCCACGUGGUCAUGCUGCCCUCUGGAUUGGUUCAAGUGCACCCUAGUCCAGCAGGUUCCGAUGCAACCGAGAUGUGGUGCGGGUACAACCGCUUUCCGCUUACUGCUAAUGCUAAAGCUACUCGAGCGUUUCCAGAGCUCCUCCAUAGCUCAAAGGGAUAUUGUGCUUCAGCUAUGAUGACGUGCAAGCCGAGAUUGUUGCCACCAACAUGGGAAGACUCGAGCACCGGUCCUCCUUUCUUGCCUCCGUACCCCGUGACUAUUCUUGAGCGUGAAGCAAAUAUGGAGGAAGAUAAACGUCCAGCUGCAGCAGGAUGUGACCAAUUCGAGACAUUUCAUACGCCUGAAAUUGAGAUCCCUUGUAGUACUCCUUCUCUUCAGACGAGUGAGUGCGAAGGACGAGAGGAAAGCUCUAUGGACUCGUUGACAAGCAGCAAAACUAAAACGAGCAUUGCCCCGGCGAAACAGCUAGCUUUCCCAAAAGAACUGCCGGCACCAAAUCCCGAGAAGAAGGAGCAUAAUCGAAAGGGAUACCUACUCCGCCAAGCGAGGAAAAUGAUUCGAGGAAGUGGCGGCACUGCUGCUGCUGUAGCAUCAGCUUCAGCGAUUAGGCCACGUAAGAACCAGGAGAUGGUAUCAGCUAUUACGACAAGACCAGAAGUAGCGGUACGCACGAUGGAAGAAGUUCAAGACAACGGCAGUACCGUUACAGAAUCGAACAUGCAGCCCACAAGACUGCACCGCUGA